GCCCAGCUGAGUGCAGUUACACUCUCUAAACUGGGGGGGUCGCUGACGGCUUUAUCCAAACAUGGCUGCCCAGGAUGAGCUCAAUCAACUGGAACGUGUGUUCCUUCGCCUGGGCCAUGCAGAGACAGACGACCAGCUACAAGACAUUAUCUCCAAGUUCCUACCCCCUGUGCUCCUCAAGCUCUCCAGCGUCCAGGAGGGCGUGCGGAAGAAAGUAAGAAGGAUUGUUUUGACUCUUUGUUUAACUUGGCUGGUUAUUGUGAUUCAUUAUUGGGUUUUGUAGAAUUUCACCAUCAUAUACAUCAAACUGGGCUACCCACGCCUGGAGGUGGGGAAACAGUGCGAGCUGGCCCCCACCCUCCUCACUGCUAUGGAAGGCAAGCCACAGCCACAACAGGACAGCCUGAUGCACCUGCUGAUCCCGACUCUUUACCACAUGAAGUAUCCUGCCUCCAAGAUUGCAGCUCCAUUUAACUUGUCUGAGCGGCCAAAGACGAUGCAGCUGCUGCUAGAGUUUAUGUUGGAUGUUUUACUGAUGCCUUAUGGGUUUGUGCUGAAUGAAUCCCCAACUCGCCCAGCACCCUCCUCCGCGCAGGGGGGUUCUGCAGAUGGGACAGUGGCUGUGAGUGGCCAGGGUCUCCCCCAGCCUCCCCCAGGGAUGAGUGUCUAUGCUGCCAAGAGGGUGAUUGGGGAGGCCCAGUGGAGCGCUGAGCAACUAGAGCAGUGUAAGCUGGGGAUAGUGAAAUUUAUCGAAGCAAAGCAAGUCCCUGAGGUGGAGACAGUGGUUCUCCUGGUGGUGGCAUCCAGCGACACGCGACACGGUGUUGCUACUGCAGCUGAUCUGGAGCUGAAGAGCAAACAGAGUAUCAUCGAUUGGAACAAUCCUCUAAUUAUCAACAAGAUGUACAAGGUGUAUCUAGGGGAUGUCCCUCUUAAAACAAAGGGUGGCAAUCUUAAGCAGGAGUUGAAGCAUGAGCCAGUGAGCACAAGAGUCAAAUUGAAGAUCCUGCCACAUCUUCUGCGGUCACGCUUAGCCGCAGAAUGCUUUCCAGCUAAUAUCCAGGUGGUGUAUGAUGGUCUGUUUGGAGCUAACACCAACAACAAACUGCUGUCUCUCACCCUGCAGUUUGUCCAUCACAUUUGCACGGUGUGCCCUGACACUAAUAAACCUUUGGGGCUUAUGCUGCUUAAUGGUCUUACUAAGCUCAUCAACGAAUACAAGGAGGAUCCUAAGCUUCUAUGUGUUGCCUACUCUGCUGUUGGAAAGCUGGCAAGCCGCAUGCCACAGCUGUUCACGAAGGAUAUUGCACUCGUACAGCAGUUCUUUGAGUCCAUGUGCAAGGAGGAGGCCGAUGUCCGUCUUGCCAUUCAGGAAGCUUUGUCCAUGAUGGUUGGAGCUUAUGCUAACCUACAGGGGGCACUGCUGAAUCUGAUGGAGGCCCUGGUUGCUGCAUACAUCAACAAGCCGGAGGUGCAAGUUCGCCAAGUGGCCAUGAAGUUUGCCAGCACAGUGUUUGCUCCUGAUCAUGUGCAAUCGAGGUAUCUGCUGCUGCUGGCUGCUGGAGACCUGAGGGAGGAGGUGGCUGGAGAGGCCCAGAAGGUGCUGAGGGCUUUUCCUACCAAAAGCUCAGAGAAGGAGGGACAUAAGCCCAUGCCCUCCUUUCCUGACAUGGUGGCCCACGUCCAGGAGAAGGCAGCUCAGAGGAUCAAGACCCCAGCUAAGUACAUUGUUGGAACCUCCACAAUUCCUUUCAACCCCUCUGCAUUUGGGGAGAUCGUGCUCUACCUGAGGAUGUGUUUAGCCCACAGUGCCGGGGCCAGGCCCAUGUCCACACGCCUGACAGACAUGCAGGAUGAUGCCCCGGCCAUCGGCCGCUACAUCCACUCACUGCUGUCCUCUGAGCCUCAGCAGUCAGUGUCAAAGGGAUCUGAGGCAAAUCCCGUCCAUGUCUACAUUGAACUGCUGCAGCAGCUACUUUCUGCUGUUGGAGGAAUCCCAGUUAUGUACUGUCUACUGGAGGUGGUGUCAGUCUGCCCAGAGAAGCUGGCUCCCAGAUUUGUUGAUAAAAUUGACUGGAUUAAAAGUAUGAUGAACACAAAUAAGGAGGACAUGAGGGAGCUCGCAGCUCAGCUUUACGCUGUGGUGGUUUCCACCAUGAUCGGCAACGAGCUGCAGACAGCUGUGCAGAACCUGCUCAAAAUCACCAAAGACAACCACAGUCCUGAGACUCAGCACGGUGCCAUCUUGGCUCUCGGCUACAUGGUUGGAAGGUACAUGAGCAAGAAGAAAGCCAUCUCCUCUGGUGACUCCACAGACAACAUGGAGCAGAAAAUGAACUUCUCCUCCCAGGAAGACGAUGCGCUUGUUUCCAUGGCUACAAAAACAGUUGGUUCCUACCUGGACAGCAGUAGUGCUUUACUGACAGUCGCAGCCUGUACAGCCAUUGGAGAAAUUGGCCGGAAUGGCUCCCUGCUGAUCCCUGCAGAGGGUGAGGGCUUCACCAAACUCUCCACUGUGGAAAACCUUCUGGCUCGUAUCCCCUCUGGCAAGGAGAGCACAAAGAUGAAGGAGCGAUCGAUCCAGACCUUAGGUUACCUCCCAGUGGGAGAUGGAGACUUCCCUCAUCAGAAGAAGCUGCUGCAGGGACUCAUGGACUCUGUGGAGGCCAAACAGGUGGAGCUUCAGUUCACAGUUGGAGAGGCCAUUACCAGUGCUGCAAUCGGCACCAGCUCGGGAGCUGCCAGAGACCAAUGGACCUGCACUGAAGACCAGUACAGCCCACCACACAACAUUAAAACCAAUGAUAUGGUUCCUUGGGUCCUCAACUCCAUCCUGGCCAAGUACAUCCCCAGCCAGAACCCCCAUGUCCGGCAGGCAGCCUGCAUCUGGCUGCUCUCCCUGGUCAAGAAACUCAGCCAACACAAGGAAAUCACGUCUCAUUUGAAGGAGAUUCAGGUGGCAUUCAUCUCUGUUCUCUCAGAUCCCGAUGAGCUGAGCCAGGAUGUAGCGUCUAAAGGACUUGGAUUGGUCUAUGAGAUGGGAGGAGAGGACGACCAGCAUGAACUGGUAUCCACACUGGUGGAAACACUCAUGACUGGUAAAAGAGUCAAACAUGCUGUCGCAGAAGACACCGAGGUUUUCCAAGGAGAAGGUUUGGGGAAAACACCUGAUGGCCACAACCUGACCACAUACAAGGAGCUCUGCUCAUUGGCCAGCGACCUGAACCAACCAGAUCUCGUUUACAAGUUCAUGAACUUGGCGAAUCACCACGCCAUGUGGAACUCCCGGAAGGGAGCAGCUUUUGGCUUUCACAUUAUUGCUGCCAAGGCCGGGGAGCAGCUGGCUCCAUUCCUGCCCCAGCUUGUGCCUCGUCUGUACCGCUACCAGUUCGAUCCCAACCUGAGCAUUCGUCAGGCCAUGACCAGUAUCUGGGAUGCCUUGGUCACUGAUAAGACCCUGGUGGAUAAGUAUCUUAAGGAGAUCCUGCAAGAUGUCAUUUCCAACUUGACCAGUAACACCUGGAGAAUACGUGAAUCCAGCUGUCUGGCCCUGAAUGACCUGGUUCGUGGGCGCCAAGCUGAAGACCUCGUCGAUCAUCUUGCAGAAAUGUGGGAGGUGCUGUUUAGAGUCCUCGAUGACAUUAAGGAAUCUGUUAGGAAGGCUGCAGACCUGACACUGAAAACACUCAGUAAGGUGUGUACUCGUAUGUGUGAGUCCACAGGCGCUGCAGCCCAGAGAACUGUGGCAGUGCUGUUACCUACUCUGCUGGAAAAGGGCAUCGUUAGCAAUGUGUCUGAGGUCCGCGCACUCAGUAUCCAGACCCUGGUGAAGAUCAGUAAGACGGCCGGUGCCAGACUAAAGCCUCACGCUUCCCGACUCAUCCCAGCCCUACUGGAGGCCCUCAGCACCCUGGAGCCUCAGGUCCUCAACUACCUCAGCCUCCGAGCCACCGAGCAGGAGAAGAGCGCCAUGGAUGCUGCCAGACUAAGUGCUGCCAAGUCCUCCCCAAUGAUGGAGACCAUUAACAUGUGUCUGCAACACCUUGAUGUUUCUGUGCUGGGGGAGCUGGUUCCGAGGCUCUGUGAGCUGCUGAAGAGUGCAAUUGGCUUAGGCACCAAGGGUGGCUGUGCUAGUGUGAUUGUUUCACUGUCGGUGCAGUGCCCUCAGGACCUCAGCCCUUAUUCAGGUAAACUGAUGAGUGCCCUGCUGAAUAGUGUCCAUGACAGAAGCACUGUGGUGCAGAAAGCAUUUGCUUUUGCUUUGGGACACUUAGUCAGGACAGCUAAAGACAGCAGUGUGGAGAAACUACUACUGAAACUCAACACCUGGUACUUGGAGAAAGAAGAGCCAGUGUACAAGUCCUCGUGUGUGUUGAUCGUGCAUGCCAUCAGCCACUACAGUCCAGAUGUGCUGAAGGCACAUGCAGUAGUGGCCCUGCCUUUAGCUUUCUUGGGGAUGCAUCAGGCUCCAGGUCCUGAUGAGGAGAAAGGAGAGAGCCAUGACGCCACACUGUGGGGGGAGGUGUGGCAGGAGAACGUCCCAGGAAGCUUCGGAGGCAUCCGACUCUACAUGACGGAGCUGAUCACCAUCACACAGAAGGCUCUGCAGUCCCAGUCCUGGAAGAUGAAGGCGCAGGGUGCUGCUGCCAUGGCAACCGUCGCCAAGGAACAGAUGGGCUCAUUGGUGGCGCCACACCUCGGUUUGGUGUUAACCGCUUUAAUGCAGGGCCUAUCAGGGCGCACCUGGGCCGGCAAGGAGGAGCUGUUGAAAGCCAUCGGAUCAGUCGUGAGCAAAUGCAGUGCGGAGCUGAAGAAGCCUUGGCCAGGUCAGCCCACAGUCCCUGAGAUGCUGGAGGUUGUGAUGAAGGAAUGCCGCAAAGAGAGUCUGGUUUACAAAAUGGCCGCUUUGCGUUGUGCGGGGGACGUGCUCCACAGCAGCCAGGAGGACCGAUUCAGUGACAUGGCCGACAUCCUGCUCCCUCUUAUCAAGAAGAGCUGCCCGGAGAGUGGGGGAGCGUCCAAGAGGUCAAUUGAGGAUGAUGAUAGAGAUGUGAAGGAGAAAGAGCUGCAGACUGAAGUGUUGCUCUGUGCUUUCGAGACUCUGGGAAAGACGUGGCCCAGGAACCCACAGACUCAGGCUCGUUUCCAGGUGGACGUUUGCAGUCUAAUGUGUGAUAAGCUCAAGCAAAGCACUUGGAAAGUGCAGCUGGCCGUUCUCCAGUCCAUGAAGUCGUACUUCCAGGGGUUACUGCUGCUGGAGAAAGGCAGUGAAGACUUUAACACACUGUCCCAGAUCCUCACAGAGACGAGUGCUGGUCUCACGUACCCAUUAGAAAACAAAAGUUACUCGUCUGUGAGGACCGAGGCCUUGUCAGUUGUGGAUCUAAUCGUAAAGAGAACUGGAGAGAGUGAGCAGUGGGACUGUGUGUCUGUGAAGAGCCGGGAGCAGCUGCAGCGCUCCCUGUCCACGCUGCAGACCGACAGCAGGCCCGACCUGAGGGACAAGGCUCAGGAGCUGCGUCGACACAUCCAGAGUCAACCCUGAGCCGCCCCGCGCACAAAGAGAGAGACAGAGAGCUCACAGGGUCUGCCAAAUCCACACAGAUACACACAGAUUGCAAAGCAAGAAAAACAGCAUCAACGUCUUUUAACAUCGUAACGAGUAACACAAAUCAUUCACUAGCACACUUCUCUGUCUGACCUCUUUGCCAAAGCAGUCGUCUCUUUACGCAGAUAUUCCCAUCUCCUCAAUCCACUGCAUCAAUAUUCAUGUUAACCUGUGGGCUUAGAAACUGACUUGUGCAAGAGAGGGCGCCGCUCAAGCUGAGCGACUGACGCCCGAAGAGACUUCAUUAACGCAACUUGCCCUGAGUCCGGACCCUCAGCGACGUCGGUGGAGGGCGAGGCUAAUUUUUGUUACGUGUCAAGCUUAAUUUGGUUCAUUUCAAUGGACAGUAAGAUGAUAAUGAAUGCUAUAUAAACCAAUCUGUUAGGUUUGUGGACACUGUAUACCUGUAGCCCCAAAGUGGGGACUUUUACUACUGUUGUGGGUUUGCCAACUCAUUAAAUAUCUGAUCAACAGCGGGUCGUACACGCAGGGUGACAGGCUUUCAACUCCGGAUCAAAGUUCGUGUGCUUUGAGCUCCAAGUCCUCACGACUGUGUUCGUUCCUGCUGGUGAAGGUGGAGGAAACUGGUGGAAAACCUUUUUUGUGAAAUGUUGAAAAUUAGUCAAAUCAAGUGAUGCUAUAGCUGUUUGAAAUUGUCCCUGAUGAAAUAAAACUACCUUCGUAA
Molecule: messenger RNA, 6293 nt
Organism: Platichthys flesus (European flounder)
Lineage: Eukaryota; Metazoa; Chordata; Actinopteri; Pleuronectiformes; Pleuronectidae
Gene: ecpas
Product: Ecm29 proteasome adaptor and scaffold
Exons: 48
Biological process (GO): proteasome assembly
Cellular component (GO): cytoplasm; nucleus
Molecular function (GO): molecular adaptor activity
Source: RefSeq, a predicted model, not a curated record